Molecule: messenger RNA, 408 nt
Organism: Aspergillus costaricaensis CBS 115574
Lineage: Eukaryota; Fungi; Ascomycota; Eurotiomycetes; Eurotiales; Aspergillaceae
Product: ankyrin repeat domain-containing protein
Exons: 1
Cellular component (GO): cytoplasm; nucleus
Molecular function (GO): protein binding
Source: RefSeq, a predicted model, not a curated record
GCAGCAGAGAAUGGUAACACCGAAAUCAUCGACUCGCUCUUGAAGGCGGGUUCAAGAUUAGAUGAUCAGGACUCGGAAGGCUUCAGUGCCUUGCAUGCUGCGGCUGCCUGUCGCACGUCAGACGGACUCAGGUCACUUCUCCACAAACACGGUGCGGACAUGAAUGCAAGGCUUUUGAACGGCAGUCUACCAAUCCAUUCGGCUGCAUCGAGGGGCACCCCAGAGAAUCUUGGAAUAUUACUUGAAGCUGGCGCGGACAUCAACGCCACAGAUGACAACGGUCGCACGCCACUGCAUUGGGCAGCAGAUAGUGGCAACUGGGAGACGACCGAAGCUCUCCUCGACCGGGGAGCCCUGGUAAAUGUGAAGUCUCAGGACGACGGAGCGAAUACCCCGGUGGCCAUGGCU